Molecule: messenger RNA, 1341 nt
Organism: Ostrea edulis (European flat oyster)
Lineage: Eukaryota; Metazoa; Mollusca; Bivalvia; Ostreida; Ostreidae
Exons: 4
Coding region: 258-866 (202 amino acids)
Source: RefSeq, a predicted model, not a curated record
UAUAACUUAAUAGUUUAUCUUUUAUCAUACUAAAUAUAUCUAGUACCCAAAGCAAUACAUCGUUAUUAUCUAAACCUCGUGAUACAAAUCUAAUCUAUAUCAUUUGAUCAUAGCCUUUUUGUUCUUUUUUUAAAUUAGAAACGGAGACAACAGCAAAAAACCCGUAUGGAGCUGAUCAUACAGUCAACCACGCCGAUAACUCAGGCAAUAGUGCAGCUAACAAAAGAUAUCUUUUGAAUGUUGUCCUUCCUUGCCUAAUGUCAGCUAUACUUAUUCUACUGAUUGGCAUCUCAAGUUUAAGACUUUGGAACAAAUUCAAACGUAGAAGAGUUGAGAAAGAAACACAGGAACUGGACGAUAUUCCAGAGUUACACAACGAUGGACCCUCCUCUCCUAGUGCUUUACAGACUCCGCAGACUGGAGAGCGUCAACCGGAAGACAUAUAUGCUCACACGACAUUUGGGAUUUACAACCAUGUAAGUCUGAGAGUGCAAUACGGCAAAGAAUCUGUUUAUGAUACAGGGAAAAGACCGGAUAUAGACGAAUCUCCACCAUGUCUAGGAUUACCUUCGGAUACGAUCUUUGAACAGGACGAGGAACCAGUUCAUGACACACAAAAAGAUAGUCAAUCAGAAUCUGAUGAUUCAGAAAACGAGUACUUCGACAUGAGUUACACAGGACAAGUGUUAUGUAAUGUACAAGAAUCGCCUGGACAAACAUCUUCGUUGACAUCAAAUUCGAAUAUGGAUAAUGAAGACGUUUCUGAUUAUGUUAACUGGAAAAGUAUGCAAGAGGGACACUUUUAUGGUAGUGAGGUGUAUUCUUGCAACGAAGACGUAAUGUUACAUCAACAGCAUUUGAAGUAAUUUUAUCCUUCUGUGAUGUCAUCAGGUUUUUCCAAAAUCAAUGAUUUAUUUAGAUUUAUGCAUGGUAUAGAUGAAUAAUCAAUGAUACGUUUCAAAAUAUUGAAUCCAAGAGCAAUAACUCUGUUUCUAUUGAUUUCUUUAUCAAAUCUAUUAUGCGAUAGAUUUCCUUUAUUUUUUACAGACAUUUUGUAUUUUUUUUGUGAAGAUACAGUUUCAUGAAAUUGUUAUGAAUGCUACUAUAUCGUCAUAACCAGUUUGUAUGGAAUUUUAAUAACACUGUUUAAUGCAAUUUUCUGACGGUGAUGUAUGAUUCUAUUUAUGUACGCCUCACAUCUUAAAAAGUAUGAGUAUUGACGACCUUUGUAUAUUAUUUGAUAAUUUGUUAGUUUUAACCCUAAUGAAUGGAAUUAAAUACACAUUUUAAACUUGUAUAAGAUAAAACUGUGAGUAUGGAGUUACCUUAAGUUAGAAUUCC